CCCAGGUCGUCGAUCAGUUGUGCAGGAUCGCUCGAAGAAAUAUGUUGGAUUUGGUCUAGCUGCUGAUUUGCGCAGAGUGGGUUCAUUAGUUUUUGUUUCUAACAGCGCCUGUCAGGUACUUUGUGAGUUUGGAUUUUUGUUUUUUUUUAUUAUUCGCACGGCACGUGAAAAAAAAUCCGGUGGUUUCGGUGAAGUUUCUCGGCAACAACCCAAAAGCUCGAAUGAACAUAGGUUAGGAUUCAGUGAUCGAUUGGCCGCCUGUGAUUCAAAGUAGGAAAAAGAAGAGGGUUUGGUAAACAGAGUUGUGAUAUUCGAGGCAAGUUGAUCCCAAACCGAGGAAUAAGUGCUGACACGACAGUGUUAGAGAAAUACAAUUUACAAAGUUACAAAAAAAAAAGAAGAUUCCAAGGAAGCAAAUUAGGAGGGAGCGGAACAAAAAGGGCGAAAGAGAGAGAGAGAAAAAAAGCAGCAUCAGUUAAUAAUGAAGUCGAUAAUAUUUUGUGUUUCGUUCGUGUUGGCGUGUGUUGCAGCACAACGCAUCACAACCAUUCAACUCGACGGAGUCCAGUACUUUGUCAGCCGGAUGAAUCCCUACUCGCCGGAGUUGAACUACUUCCUGGCCUACCAGUACUGUCGCUCGCUAGGUCUGCAGUUGGCAUCUUUCGAAACGAAGGAAAAGGUUGAGUCCAUGACGCAGUACCUGUCCAAUGCGGGAUACAGCAAGUAUAACUUCUGGACGUCCGGAAACCGACUCGGCACGGGAAUGUUCCUCUGGAUGAGCACCGGAUUGCCGUUUAAUGCAACGUUUGACUAUUUCGAAUCUUCGACCACGGACGCUUCGGCUGGAUUGGACCCACUGGAUCACAACAGCAACACCUCGCCUCAACGCACCGCUCGCGACAGCAGCAGUGGUCUGGAGCGAGCAUGCGUCCACCUGAAGGCCCCCACGCUCCGGUGGGAACCGGAGGAUUGCUUGGCGGUGAAAGAUUUCAUCUGCGAACAAACCAGAUGCUAUUACUACAACUACGGUAGCAUCCCGGUUUCGUCGGCGCAGGGCCGUCCCAUCAUCACCACAUCGACGACCCCGGCAACAUUCUAUCAGAGCGCAUCGACAGUCCGAGUUCAGACCACGCCGAUUCCGGUGAUUCAAUCGUCGACGACGGCGGCUUCACUGCCGCUGGAGCAAACUUCUCCACUGGCAGCACUGUUAAGCGGAAAUUCCAUCAAUGCCGGAUCCGAAUCUGAGGGCAGUUUGGAGUCUCGCAGCGAUGAAGAGGCAAUUCUUGACGAUGACGAGGAACACGACGACGAAGAGCACGAAGUGGACGAGGAAGACGAAUCGGAGGGGCGCUCGCAGCAGGAAGACGAAUCGGCCGGUGUUGAAGAUCACAUCCAGGAAGAGGAAGAAACAGUAGCGGCCCAUCACGACAUUCCGGUUGAACAGAAACUGAAGCAGAUUACUCGAGAGAUCGAAGAAAUGUCUCACUCCGACCGAGACGUCGAUAACGGCCGCCAAAGCUUCCUGUCACUGUCGGAUUUGAUCAAAAACAUUCGUCCGGCCGAAAAGGUUGCCCCCCAGAUCGAUUCCUCCUACUCGAAUACGAUGCACGUGCUCGGCGAAACCAUUACUCACGGUGAAAGUCGAUCGGCUAAAAUUUGAAUCUCAUAAAUUCCGUCCACGCAAAUCAUUCCAUUCAUCCUCAUCAUCAUCAUCAUCAUCAUCAUCAUCAUCUAGUUUCUAGAAGUUUCGUCUCCCUGUUCAUCGUCGUCCAUCGUCUUCAUCGGCUAGUGUUUUCCGUGGGACAAUACGUGGUAUUUUGAUUUCAUCCUGCCAAUCGCCAAGAGAUACAAAAAUUGCAGUCAUCUUUGUUUCGAAGCUCUUAUCACAAUCAAUCGGACGUUAGCAAAAAUAAACCACGUGAUCUUCCCGAAAACACCAGGCUCCAACUGCACCUCAUUCGAUGACGUAGAUUUAUUAAUUCACACUCACACACACUCACACAGAACCAAAUGCAACAUCCCUGUCGGAUCCAUUCAUCCAUUCACUCCGAAUCACAAACAUUUCGACUAACCCAUUCAACUCCAUACCAUUUGGCUAACGAAUCACAAUCGCAUCAUCAUUUCAAUUGAACAAAUACAAAUCGAUUGGAGAGAGAGAAAGAGAACCUAUUCUACCAUGACAGACUCUAUUACCAAGUAAAUCAAGUGAAACGGAUUGUCCUCGUUUAAGAAGUAAAAGAAAAAAAAUAACAAUAAAAACAACGUGUUAGAUUAUGAUUAAUUUAAGACAUUACAGAGGAGAACAACUCCCGCCCAUAAGUAAGCGAAUAUUGAAUUAAAUUAUAAAAAAGAAUCAGUUUGAACUAACACAAAACUUGAGAAAAGGAAAACAUCAAAACAACACUAGAGAAAAGUUAGACUGUAUGCACGUUUAGUUUGUAAUACAAAUAAUAAAAAAAGAAAGAAACAUUAAACGUAUCCCAUCCGAACAGUGAUAAACAAAAUCGGCCCAGUACCGUUUUAUGAAAACAAGAAUAAAAGCUGUACUUUAUUUUAA
Malaya genurostris is the source of this 2557-nucleotide messenger RNA. RefSeq lists its product as uncharacterized. The transcript has 5 exons. NCBI's taxonomy places the organism in Eukaryota, Metazoa, Arthropoda, Insecta, Diptera, Culicidae. The record is from RefSeq and is a predicted model, not a curated record. Gene Ontology annotation, cellular component: external side of plasma membrane. Gene Ontology annotation, biological process: biological process involved in interspecies interaction between organisms. Bases 482 to 1660 code for a protein of 392 amino acids. Gene Ontology annotation, molecular function: carbohydrate binding.